Molecule: messenger RNA, 3358 nt
Organism: Lingula anatina
Lineage: Eukaryota; Metazoa; Brachiopoda; Lingulata; Lingulida; Lingulidae
Product: run domain Beclin-1-interacting and cysteine-rich domain-containing protein
Cellular component (GO): intracellular membrane-bounded organelle
Molecular function (GO): phosphatidylinositol phosphate binding
Source: RefSeq, a predicted model, not a curated record
CGUUUGUAAAGUGGGAGUGAUGGAGAGCGAAGAGGAGGAAGACGUACGAGGCCAGCACCAUGGAUUAUUAACAGGGUUAAAGUCCACGGUGGAAGGUUUACUGGCCACUAACAGCACCAAUGUGUGGAAUACAUAUGGAGGACUGACCAGACUAUGCACUGCAGUAGAGAAGAUUCUCAACCACAAACUGAAAGUAACACAGACCCAGUUUGGCAACACACUUGACUACUGGAACUUUAUCAAGGGGCUGAAGUGGCUGAACCCAGUACUGGCGCCAUCUAUUGAGCAGAUUAAUAGGCAGGCUGGCACUGCUGGUGACCUUGACCUCUCCAGAGGUCACACUUGGGUCAAGCAAAGUCUGCAGAACCACAACUUAUCUUCACAGUUACAUACACUGGUAGAGAACAGAGAGCAUCUUAAACAGCAUUAUGAAGAGUCAGCGUUCCUGCGUCACCAUGAGUACAUGCGAGCCAUGCUUAUCUGCCUCCAGGCAGUGGAGAACAACAGGGUAGCUUUACUGGCUGAGAUCAACCCUUUACUGCUAAGAACAGGCAGCAGUCAGAGAACCAGGGGUUUGGUAAUAUCACAUGUGAGGAGUUCCUCUACGAGCUCACUCCCUGCCACGCUACCUUCCAGCUCAGCCAUCACCAUGCCGCGGAGAGUGAGUGAGACAGACCCUCUGGCACCGCCAUUACCGUCACCAAAGUCUGACUCUGUCCUCGAGACAUCAGCAGAACAUGCCACUGCUACCUUGGAUUCUAGCCCAGAGGUCCAGCCGUCAGCCAAAGCAGCUCUGUUGUCCGUACUAGAAAAGGAUGGUUCUUCCGUGGAGCUGGAAUCCACUCUGAGCUUUCCACGCAUUGAGAGCGAUCCUCUCCUGAAUACAGAAUUUUUCCCAGAGGAUGAUAUGCUUUCACAUGUGGAGCCCCUGGGGGUAAGCAGGAGUCCCCAUAGAGCGUCCUUUGUAAUAAGUGGGAGUCCCCAUACACAGGCUGUGAUUGGGAAUAAGAAUCCACAUACUGUUGGUGUGUCAAGGAGUUUAAGUGUAAAUACGGUUCAUCAUAGACAAACGAGUGUGCCAUAUUCCCCUAGAGGGCAGCAGGGAUCAGGAGCAAGACUCUCCCGUUCUGUAUCCUCGUCAAACACAGAGGCGUCAAAAGUGUUGGACAAUUUGCUCAAUAGUGAUAGUACAGGAGAUGACUCCGAAGGUACAAAUUUAUUUCCCAGGACUAAUUUAUUCAAUCAACAUUCAGUUGGCCUUGACACAUUACCUGAUCAAAAUGGAAAUGUAUCUCUAACAGGUACUCAAAACUUGUUUGAAUAUCCGACUGGCAAAAGAAACGGUGUUUUAGAUAAGGGUAAAGAACACAGCACAGACGAUAGCAAAAGGAGGAGUUUAACUGACGAAGGGACAGAUUCAAAGGGACAAUCGAAAGGGAGGAAAAUUUCACAUAUCCGUUCAAGAUCGGAUGGUGCUACACUGAAAGAGAUGUCAUUGGACGAUCCUGCUGACCAAUCAGACUCCACUUUAGUGGAUCCUGCGACCUACUCAUCGUCUCUUCCUGCCCAUGCUGCUGGCGGUAUGGGGAGGAAAGGAAAUGCCGGUGCAGGUGCCCUACACCCUGGUGACAGCACAGAAAGUUUCCUGUCUCGUCCCGCUGAGGGUCAGUCUCUGAUCAACUACUUACAGUCCCAAGACUUCAGCUACAGCGCUGACCUGGAUAAGGAGAAUGCUCACUUCAGUAUCUCCGAGGCACUAAUAGCUGCCAUAGAGCAAAUGAAAUGGAAUCAGGUGAUAAGACCGUUCCGAGAGUCUGACGAGGAGGAGGCAGACUCAGACGAAGAAAUACAGCAAUUAAAACAAAGAAUUAGAAUUAGGAGGAGAGAGAGGUUAAAAGAGAAACAUCCAGAAUUCCCCGCAUUUAGUGAUGGAAAGACAGACACAACCAACAGUACUGCUUCCAACCUGAGCUCCUCUCACGACUCUUCAGAUUACUCAGAUAUUGACAGUGGAAGUGAUGAAGUGGAAGACAGAGAAAUUGAAGACUCUUCUCCACAAGAGUCCUCCAACCUGGCAUCUCUCCAAAAUAGCUGCCUGUCCCUCUCAAUGGCUUCACUUUAUAAUGAUGCAGAACUUCAAAAGGCCAAUAGUCAAGUUAAAUUUGAUUCACAAAGUUCAGGCAAUGAGAGUAGCAAUUUCAACCAGAGUGGGAAUUCUGGCAAUUUAUCUGCCGAGUCUGUGGCUAUUGCUCUAUUGAAGAGGUUCUCAGAACACCAGCUCCCCAAGGCGUCUGAUCUGGAAUGGCUGGUCUCAGAACAGGAUGUACCACAGAAGCUGCUACCGCUGCCAGAUUCUCUGCCCAUUUCUCCAGAUGACAGUGAAAAUCUCCUCAUUUUGAAAAGACAGAAUUCAUCUGCACAGUCUACUCGUCUCCGUGGCAACUUUGAGUGGGCUCCACCCAGACCGCAGAUUAUUUUCAACAUCCACCCAACACCAAAGAGGAAGGUGCUGAUUGCCAAACAAAACUACAGAUGUGCUGGAUGUGGUACCAAGGUGGAAACUGGUUACAUCAAACGCUAUCGCUACUGCGAGUACCUGGGCAAGUACUUCUGCCAGUGUUGCCAUAGCAGCGCAAUAACAUACAUUCCUGGACGAAUCCUGCGCAAAUGGGACUUCACCAAGUACCCAGUCUCCAAUUUCUCCCGAGACCUCCUCCAGAAGAUGCACACUGAUCCCCUGUUCAGUAUUCAGGACAUUAACCCCACGCUGUACAGGAGAGUGAAGGCGUUAGACACUGUCAAGGAGUUCCGGAGGCAGCUGUUUCAUUUUAGGCGGUUUGUCAAAACUUGCCGCUUAGGGCAAAGCUUGUUUGCUGAAUUAGAGUCCCUUCCAUCCAGUUGGCUUGACGACGUCCAUGUCUACUCCAUAGCUGACCUGAUUAAGGUGAGGUCUGGUGAGAUGUAUGAUCUUCUGAAGAAACUGGUCACUAAGUGCUAUGAACAUACAAGAGACUGUCCUCUCUGCCAAGCCAAGGGUUUCUUCUGUGAGUUUUGCAACAACCGUCAAGAUGUCAUUUUCCCAUUUGAGCUGCAUAAAGUUGAAAACUGCCCGAGUAAGUGCUGUCGGAUGAAAAUCCUGUAUGAUGUGGUGAAUAAAUGGCAAAUGAAUGUUCAGUUGCGAAAAAUUUGAGUGUUAAAAAUAAAAGGCAAAAAUUAUUUGUAAAACAAACAAAAAAAAAUAUUCAGAUUUCUGAAAAUUAUCAACUGAAAACUUUAAAGUAAAUAUAAUGUGUGAAAGUGAACUACAGUCCUUCAUAACCCAUUUUUUAUAUGAAGAAGAAUAUCUAGAAUAUUUAUA